AUGUCUCGAUGUUUAAGAGGUCCAUAUUCGAAAGCAUGUACCAACUGUCGUAAGGCGAAAAAAAGAUGCUCUGGUUGUAUUAACACGAAGUGUCAGCGAUGCAUUAAAAAGGGACUUUCGUGCAUUCCUUACAAGAAUAAUUGCAAAAAAAUUUGGAAUAAGCAUGAAACCUGUUUAGAAUUAUCUUCUACCACGACGACUAAUUUUCAAUCCUCUUACGAAGAUCAGCAAAUAGAAAAUUCGGAAAUGCUGAUGGCAACACAAAAUCCAGAAUACCAUUCGGGCAUCUUUGAAAUUAUGCAUGGAAAUAGGGAAAACAAACACAUUACUGACUUAAUUCGUUACAAUCAUCAACCAGAGAAAUUCUUACAUUCACCUGUUAAUGAAGAGAAAAAUAAUGCACCAUAUACUUUACACGAAGAUCACGAAACCAACUAUAUGAGUUAUUAUGACAUUUCCAACCAUAUGUAUUAUGGUAUUAAUGACUAUAUUGAAAGUGAUUUCAAUAACUAUAUGGAAUCUGAUAUUGAUAAAUUGAUGGGUUUAUCAUUAAUACCUUGUGCUGAUUUCAGUUGCUGUCAAAAUUUAAAUUCCGAAUAUGCAGAUGACUCUAUUAUCCGCUUUAAAAAUCAAGAUCCCUAUAAUGACUCCGUCUACGUACAAGAGUCAACCCAAGAAAACUCAACCGAAUUUAAAAUUUCUGAGAUCGAUGUCCAAAAUAAAUUUUCCCUAGAUGAAAAAGACAUUUACUUUUUAAUCUAA
Acaulospora morrowiae is the source of this 762-nucleotide messenger RNA. The record is from the annotation of a GenBank genome assembly. Lineage: Eukaryota; Fungi; Glomeromycota; Glomeromycetes; Diversisporales; Acaulosporaceae.